AGUCUUACAGCCGCCGCGCGUGGCCACAGACGUGCCCGAGCAACCCGAGAGCGAGCGCAGACGACCGGAGCGGUUACGAUGCUGCGCGGGUUUUAACCGGGAGAGACCGAGAGAGACGAGGUCGUUCUUCGGAGGAGCGCUGCGGAGGACCGUCAUGGUCGGUCGGGGGCUAUGGGCGUGUAAGCCCCGGUUCGGGAAGCGCGGCGGCCGCCUCGGCGUCCUGCCGUGGGGUUGCGCGGCGGCGGCGGCGGGCGCGGUCCUGCUGGCGCUGCUCUUCGUGGACCUUAUCGAGACGUGGGUCACCUCCGUCGGCAUGAUGGACGCGGCGGAGGAGCCGCACGCCGGCGUCGUUAUCCCCCCGCAGAGCGUGCCCCCCACCCGGCCCGAGGAGUUCCUGCUCAUGCCCAGCCCGCUCGUCUGUCAGCGAGCCAAGCCUUUCCUCAUCACCAUGGUUACCUCGGCGCCCGCCAACCGGAGGGCGCGCCAGGCCAUCAGGGACACGUGGGGCGGGGAGGUGGAAGUGAGGGGCCUGCGGGUCAUGACCCUCUUCAUGGUGGGCGUGGCGUCCGACCCCGGGCUGGCCAAGCUGCUGGUGGAGGAGGCCAGAGAGCGGGGGGAUCUGGUGCAGGGCCGUUUCCUCGACACCUACUCCAACCUCACACUGAAGACCCUGUCCAUGCUGGGCUGGGCCCGCCGGUUCUGCCCCCAGGCUCACUUCACGGCCAAAGUGGACGACGACGUCCUCUUCAACCCCGGCGCCCUCCUUCGCUUCCUGAACAAGAGCCGGAACCCCUACGAGCAGGGCGACCUGUACCUGGGCAGGGUGCAUCCCCACGUGGCCCCGGACCGUGACCCGGGGAGCAAGCACUACCUCCCUUCGGGGGCCUACCCUCCGCCGGUCUUCCCGGACUAUUGCAGCGGCACAGCCUACGUCCUGUCCCGCUCCGCCUUGCUCAAGGUGUCCCUGGCGGCCUCCGCGUCGCCCCUGUCCACGCCGCUGCCCCCCGAGGACGUGUUCGUGGGCCUGAGCGCUCGGGCGGCCGGCGUGCGGCCCUCGCACUGCGCCCUGUUCUCCGGGGGCCCCGGGGUGCCGUACGGCCGCUGCUGCUACCAGGCCAUGGUGUCCGUCCAUCACGUGACCCCCAGGGAGAUGCUGCACUACUGGGCCGACGUCCACACGUCGCAGCCUUGCUCCUGGCUGAGUCUCCGCGCCUCUCUGGGGUUCUGCAAGGUCAGGGCGUUGCUCGGCUCUGUGCUGGGGCUGGAGCAGGGUUUGUGACGGGGAGGUGGGGGGGGCUGUAAAACUGUUUGGCAAGUAAAACUGUCACUUUAUUAUUUUGUAGAGCUUUAUUUUUUUAACCACUUACAGAACAGAAGGUCGUGUCCCAGUGGCUUUUUCUUUAGACAGACACUUAUUUUCGAGGCACACAAAGCCCUAGAGCACCAGUGUAGUGCAUGGCCACGUUUUUAAAAGAUGUUAGUUUAUUAAGACACCUCACUGCAUGAUGCUACAACUGGAACCGUAGAUAGAGGUAGGAAGGAAGGAAGGAAGGAAGGAAGGAAGGAAGGGGAAGUUUUAUGUUCUUAAGUAGAAGCAGACACGAGUUUGACCCCCCUCCCUCUUUAACGGGACACGUUACAAACUGAUUUGAUCUUUGCUCUCGAUGUGGUAACCCGCUGCCUCUCACAAUGUGACUUUGUCCGAUCCACGUUGCGGUAUUUAUGACCCCUCUCUGCAGAGCGAGGGUCGUGUCGCAGACAGUUCGCAGGAUGAAGUUGUCUCGCUCCACGGAGGAAUAAGUCAGGAAAACAUGUUUGGAUGUUGGACCCCGAAAACGCUGUCACAAAUAAACCGCUCUGAACUGCG
Pungitius pungitius (ninespine stickleback) is the source of this 1867-nucleotide messenger RNA. It is a transcript of the gene b3galt4, whose product is annotated as UDP-Gal:betaGlcNAc beta 1,3-galactosyltransferase, polypeptide 4. The transcript has a single exon. NCBI's taxonomy places the organism in Eukaryota, Metazoa, Chordata, Actinopteri, Perciformes, Gasterosteidae. Gene Ontology annotation, cellular component: Golgi membrane. The coding region runs from base 155 to 1279 and encodes 374 amino acids. The record is from RefSeq and is a predicted model, not a curated record. Gene Ontology annotation, molecular function: N-acetyl-beta-D-glucosaminide beta-(1,3)-galactosyltransferase activity.